UGACGGCUACAGACCGCGGCAGGACACACGGAAGGAGAAGGGUUGCGUUCGGCUAUGCUGUGCUUGUCAGGAUGGGUGAGAGUCAAACUUAUGUGAAGCUCAGUGAAGAAAAACUAAUAUCAAAGUCUGACAUCUUGUCACUGCUCAGGACCUACAACUGCUACCAUGAGGGAAAAAACUUUCAGCUGAGGACACGAGAGGAGGAUGGACAGCUUGUUCUCGAGGGGCUGCUGAAUAUCUACUGGGGUCUACAACGACCAAUCAGGCUUCAGAUGUAUGAUGACAAUGAAAGAUUCCGUCUCAACCGGAAUGACAGAUUGACUGUGGCUAAGCAGCUCUCAGUAGAAUCUAACAAUAAUCCACCUGGCAAAGAAACGGGACCAACAAGUGGUGACAUGGGCGGUGAGGAGGAAGAGGACUCUCCUCAGCUGCUCAGGACCAGGAGUGACGCUUCCUUCAUGAGAGUUCAGAGGAGGUCAAAGUCACAUACCGCCAGAGACUUACAGCGCCUACGCACACACAGAUUCUCCAUCAACGGACACUUCUACAACCAUAAGACGUCUGUUUUUACACCUGCCUAUGGUUCCGUCACUAAUGUACGAGUGAACAGCUCCAUGACAACCGUACAAGUCCUCUGUCUGCUGCUUCACAAGUUUAGGGUGGAGAAUAAUUCUGAGGAGUUUGUCCUUUAUAUGGUUCAUGAGUCUGGUGAGCGGAUCAGGCUGAGAGAUGCUGAAUAUCCGCUGGUGGCUCGUGUGCUUUAUGGACCCUGUGAGAAAAUUGCCAAGAUCUUCAUCAUGGAGGCAGAUCUGGGAGAGGAAGUCACAUACGAUGUUGCCCAGUACAUAAAGUUUGAGAUUCCUGUUUUAGACAGUUUUCUAGAGAAACUUAAAGAGGAGGAGGAGCGUGAAAUAACCAAACUAACUAAAAAGUACAGCGCACUGAAGUCUAUGAUUCUACAUCAGCUUGAGGGCAAAGGUCACGCUAAUGACAGAGUAUGACAAGUGUGUGUGUGUGUGUGUGUGUGUGUGUGUGUGUGUGUGUGUGUGUGUGUGUGUGUGUGUGUGUGUGUGUGUGUGUGUGUGUGUGUGUGUGUGUGUGUGAGAGAGAGAGAGAGAGGUCAAAGAGUAAAAUAAAGACAAAAUAAACCAUAAAAUUCACCAGUUAUUUCUACUUUUAAAAUAUUGUACAUUUAUAUAUUCUUUCACCUGUUUUGGGUUUUUUGUUUUGUUUUUUCCUAAUGCUGCUCAUAUUUCACAGUUUAGUUAUCUUUUCUGUGAUGAUAUUCAUAUUUUGUACACAAGGUCUUUUAGUAAUGACAUGGACUUUUUAUGUAAUAAAUCUAUUUCAGUGUGGAGUUUGUAAAUGCUGCUGAUCUUUGACUCUGUUGACUAAGAAAUGAAACCCACAGUGUGGACUUCCCACAAAGAAAACAGCCAUUUUUAUUGCUUCCUGUCCUUCAACAGUGAUAGCAUCAAAAAUUUGCAUUGUUUUUCUCAGUGACCCCUUUUCCCAGCUAGUUCCCAUGAGUUGUGCAUGUAUGUUUGUGUAUGCACGUGGGUGUGCACACGUGUGUCUUACCACAUCAACAUUAUUUCCUGAGAGAGGAGGGCUGUUCCCUUUUCCCACAGUUUCAGUAACAGCAAAGCUAUUAUAAAACUUGGACAAUCCUUGGCAAUAAAAGCUGAUUACUUGCUCCUUUCUGUUUGUUGAUUGGUCAGACCCAUCCUCAGUCCUGGAUGGCAGUCGGCCAACCACAUAACUGUUCAUCCCCACUUUCAGAAAAUAGUCAUCUAUCAGCCAGAAUUUACAGUCAAUUCCUGGCAAAGAAGUUGCCAAUAAAGCAUUUUAAUAUACAGGUUUAUAAUGUACAUAAAUCACAAUUUAUUGUUGUUGAUGCUGUUUUUCUAACACAAAACCAGAAAAUAUUUGUAAUUUAGUUUACAACAUUGUUUUAUCGUAUAUUCCAAUGCAGAAACUACCUGACAACUAGUACUUCGUUAUAGUAAUUUAAAAAAAGGUGUUGCAGUUGAUGUUUUUACAAUUCUUUCAGUUGUUGCCAUUAGGGGUCACUCAUAUGUGGAUUUGACCUCUAUCAUUUUACAAAAACAUACCGUGGAAACAUUCUGUGGAAUACUCUAAUUAUUUUGGAUUCAUGAUGCAUUACAGUAUACAAUGAUAUGAUGUACAAUGAUAGAACAAGAAGUUACUGUGGAUUUGUGCUUCAUUAUAACAAAUUGCAGUUCUUACUUUUUUGUGUGUGUGUGUCUCCUUUUUUGCUUGAGGUCACCACAGUAAAUCUGAUAUGGAUCUGCAUGUUGAUUUGGCACAAGCUUUACACCAGAGGCCCUCCCUUAUGCAACUCCACACUACACAGAAAAUGGCCACUGGUGGUCUUGAACCAAGAAGCUUGUGUUUUGGAAGCCAGUGUGCUCCUGGACCUGGUGAUAGGAGUUGGCACGCUUACCUUUAUAGUAAGGAGGUCCUGAGUUCAAAGCCCACCAUGACAGCUGUCUAUGCUCACCUGGAAUAGAACCCAGCAUGUGCCCCUGGAAGUAUGUGAACUAUCCCAAGAGGGACCAUAAAAAUAGUCAAAGAGCUUUAUGUAUUUUCCACUAAUAAUUUGCAUAUAUAUUUUAUAAAGAUGUAUAUUAACUAAUAAAAUACAGUGUUAUCUAGGUUCAAGUCUAAAAUAAAUGUGCAUCUUUAAAUAUAAUCUUUGGUGAUGGAUUCAGUACAUACACUAUAUAAACCCUUUAACUCAACAUGAUCUUGAAAUCACAGCUGAUCAUUGUAUUGAGUGCUACAAGUCGGCACGACAUGCUUUGAAGAACAGAAGUCUGUUUCCAAACACUGCUGUCGCAUCAUAGGAUAAAGUUCUCUGGUUGAUAGAGACACAGACACAAUGU
Messenger RNA from Thalassophryne amazonica, 2909 nucleotides. RefSeq names its product Ras association domain family member 4a (gene rassf4a). Gene Ontology annotation, biological process: signal transduction. The coding region runs from base 72 to 1001 and encodes 309 amino acids. The record is from RefSeq and is a predicted model, not a curated record. The transcript has 11 exons. Lineage: Eukaryota; Metazoa; Chordata; Actinopteri; Batrachoidiformes; Batrachoididae.